Delphinapterus leucas (beluga whale) is the source of this 2742-nucleotide messenger RNA. The record is from RefSeq and is a predicted model, not a curated record. Lineage: Eukaryota; Metazoa; Chordata; Mammalia; Artiodactyla; Monodontidae.
AGUGACGACGCUCCUGGCGCGCGCCGGGCAGUUUCUUCUCAGGCUCCGGGUCCGGCGGCGGCGGCGGCGGCGGCGGCGUAGGGUGUUUUAACUCAAAUGGGUGAUGAAAAGGACUCUUGGAAAGUGAAAACUUUAGAUGAAAUUCUUCAGGAAAAGAAACGACGGAAGGAACAAGAGGAGAAAGCAGAGAUAAAACGCUUAAAAAAUAACAACGCUUCUUCGGUGAAGUUCUUUUGUACUUCCAAAUGUCGCAGUCUGAUGACCGGGAUUCCAAGCGGGAUUCCCUGGAGGAGGGGGAGCUGAGGGACCACCGCAUGGAGAUAACGAUAAGGAACUCGCCGUAUAGAAGAGAGGGCUCCAUGGAGGACAGAGGAGAGGAAGAUGAUUCUUUGGCUAUCAAACCACCCCAGCAAAUGUCUCGGAAAGAAAAAGCUCAUCACAGGAAAGAUGAAAAGAGAAAAGAGAAACGUAGGCAUCGUAGUCAUUCCACAGAAGGGGGGAAGCAUGCCAGAGUGAAGGAGAAGGAGAGAGAGCACGAGCGCCGUAAACGGCACCGAGAAGAGCAGGAUAAGGCCCGGCGGGAGUGGGAGCGACAGAAGCGGAGGGAGCUGGCGCGGGAGCACUCCCGGAGGGAGAGGGACCGCCUCGAGCAGCUAGAAAGGAAGCGAGAACGGGAGCGCAAGAUGCGGGAGCAGCAGAAGGAGCAGAGGGAGCAGAAGGAGCGGGAGCGGCGGGCCGAGGAGCGGCGCAAGGAGCGGGAGGCCCGGCGGGAAGUGUCUGCACAUCACCGGACAGCGAGAGAGGACUAUGGCGACAAGGUGAAAGCCAGCCACUGGAGUCGGAGCCCACUCCGGCCGCCUCGAGAGAGGUUUGAGCUCGGGGACAGCCGGAAGCCAGUAAAAGAAGAGAAAGUGGAAGAGAGAGACCUGCUGUCCGACCUGCAGGACAUCAGCGGCAGCGAGAGGAGGACCAGCUCAGCGGAGUCCUCGUCAGCGGAGUCAGGGUCCGGUUCCGAGGAGGAGGAGGAAGAGGAAGAAGAGGAGGAGGAGGAGGAGGAGGAGGGGAGCAGCAGCGAAGAGUCGGAGGGGGAGGAGGAGGAGGAGGAGGAGGAGACCGGAAGCAACUCCGAGGACGCAUCCGGACAGUCAGCCGAGGAAGUGAGUGAAGAAGAAAUGAGUGAAGAGGAGGAGCGAGAGAAUGAAAACCACGUCUUGGUUGUUCCAGAGUCACGAUUUGACCGCGAUUCUGGAGAGAGCGAAGAGGGGGAAGAGGAGGUGGGCGAGGGCACCCCCCAGAGCAGCGCCCUCACCGAGGGGGACUUCGUGCCCGACUCCCCAGCCCUGUCACCCAUCGAGCUCAAACAGGAGCUGCCCAAGUACCUGCCAGCCCUGCAGGGCUGUCGGAGUGUGGAGGAAUUCCAGUGCCUGAACAGGAUUGAAGAAGGCACUUAUGGGGUGGUGUACAGAGCAAAGGACAAGAAAACAGAUGAAAUCGUGGCUCUGAAGCGGCUAAAAAUGGAGAAAGAGAAGGAAGGCUUCCCGAUCACAUCGCUGAGGGAGAUCAACACCAUCCUCAAGGCGCAGCAUCCCAACAUCGUCACCGUCAGGGAAAUCGUCGUGGGCAGCAACAUGGACAAGAUCUACAUCGUGAUGAACUACGUGGAGCACGACCUCAAGAGCCUCAUGGAGACCAUGAAGCAGCCCUUCCUGCCGGGGGAGGUGAAGACCCUGAUGAUCCAGCUGCUGCGUGGGGUGAAGCACCUGCACGACAACUGGAUCCUGCACCGAGACCUCAAGACAUCCAACCUGCUGCUGAGCCAUGCCGGCAUCCUCAAGGUGGGGGACUUCGGGCUGGCGCGGGAGUAUGGGUCCCCUCUGAAGGCCUACACCCCGGUGGUCGUGACCUUGUGGUACCGUGCCCCCGAGCUGCUGCUCGGCGCCAAGGAGUACUCCACGGCCGUGGACAUGUGGUCGGUGGGCUGCAUCUUUGGGGAGCUGCUGACUCAGAAGCCGCUGUUCCCUGGGAAGUCGGAAAUCGAUCAAAUCAACAAAGUGUUCAAGGACCUGGGGACCCCCAGUGAGAAAAUCUGGCCCGGCUACAAUGACCUCCCUGCAGUCAAGAAGAUGACCUUCACCGAGUACCCGUAUAACAACCUCCGCAAGCGCUUCGGGGCUCUGCUCUCAGACCAGGGCUUCGACCUCAUGAACAAGUUUCUGACCUACUUCCCUGGACGGAGGGUCAGCGCAGAGGAUGGCCUCAAGCACGAGUAUUUCCGCGAGACCCCCCUCCCCAUCGAUCCCUCCAUGUUCCCCACAUGGCCCGCCAAGAGCGAACAGCAGAGGGUGAAGCGGGGCACCAGCCCCCGGCCCCCAGAGGGAGGCCUGGGCUACAGCCAGCUGGGUGACGACGACCUGAAGGAGACGGGCUUCCACCUCACAACCACGAACCAGGGGGCCUCGGCCGCGGGCCCAGGCUUCAGCCUCAAGUUCUAAGGCUCAGAGCUGACCCCGGACCCACCUUGGGGAGCGCCAACCGCUGAGGCCCAGCUGGGACAGCGGCAGACACUGGAGGCGGCGUCUGGGUCCAGACCCCCGUCCUGCCCUGACCAGGUGCCGCCACUGCCACGGGGCUGCCGUGGACGCGACCUCAAGUCUAGGACUGGCUGCUGGCCUCGUGGGGUUCUCCAUGUUUUCACUUUAUCUUGGUUUGUAAAUUUGUAGAAUUAAAUCACGUUUUCCUUGC